AUGGACGUUCUGCUGAAGAUCUGCAGAGAUCAGGGGCGGGCCAACUCCCUGAAUCCAGCGGAUUUUGACUCUAGCAUCUCGGCCAUCGCCAACCUUCCGGUAAAGCAGUUCAUGACAGCAGCGAAAGACGGCUGGGGCCCGUACUUCCGUAACCUGCACAGCAACAUGCGCAAGGAGACGACCGCAAGGUCUACCACCACCGCCAAAAGAAUGAAUAGACCGCCACCGGAGCGGCGAAGAAGAUCGAGUCAACAACAACACCCACCCUUACCACUUCCGCGAAGGGCAUCAUCAGGAGCGACAAAAGACGAGAAAAAAAACAACCGAAGAUACAGCAAGGUCGCCAACGACCUCCAUCAUAUGGUACGCAGCGCUGACGUCGCCAGUUCUGACAGCAACAAUCGGCGGAGGAGGAGGCAAAGCGAAGACGACAACUCCGAUGGCUUGGCGGCUUCGAGAGCGAGGGCGGCCAAGCGCCAGGCGGAGGAAAUGGUGAUCCGAAGGAUGGGCGUUCGCCUGCAGGCUCUAUGGCAAGAGCUCAAGAUCCCGGAUCCAGACCGGGCGUAUGUAACAGCCGCGUACCUUGACGCCGGCGGAGGGGGUGGUGGUUUUUCGGGGCAGAGAGCUCGUGGCGGCGGUGGGAUCGAGGAACCACCAGUCGGCAGCGGUGGUGGUGGUGGUGGUAACAGUGGUCCUACGAGCGAGAAUGUUAAUCGCGAGCUGACGAGACAGAUACGCCUUCUUCUCGAGCACAGGGCUGCCACAGUAAAGGUGCUCCGCUGCGUCAAUGCCCGAGAGUCGAGACUAUGCGAGGUAGAGCAAGCCCUGCAAGCAUUCCAAUGGCACAGGGGGCUCGACACCGAUGCUUUAGGUGUCGUGGUCUCUCUGGCCGGGCUCCGCGACGCCUCGCUUGACGUCGUUCGCGCGGUGGAGGAAUGGCGAACAAACCUGUGGCAGCCGCGAGCGUUCUGUUGGCGAGGGGUCAACUAUCUCGAAAAGAUGUGGCAGGACACCAUCUUUCUACGCUCUCCCGUAGGGCAAAGCUUGCUUGCCUCUGUGGGUUUGGAGGCCAAAGACAUGACGUUCGUCCUCUACCCGUCCGGCAACGGUGGAGGUGCACCAUCAGCAAUACCUGGAGACAGCUCCACGUGCGGCAGCGAAUUGUCGGACGGAGAGAGGGACACGAAGGGUGAUGUGCUCCGACCCCCUCCGGCCAUCGUGCGGCUGACGCCAAAGGCUGAGCUCGUGUCGGCGUACCGAGCCCGCUAUUUCGAGCAAUCACCGGUUGUUGGAGCUGGCGGGCGGCCGGGAGGGGAAAGCGGGGAUGUAGGAGGGGAAAGAGGGCGGUUAAAAUCGACAGCGGCAGCAGCUACAGCCGCCAUGGAGGCGGUUGUCGUGCAAGAAGCCGCGUUGCAGCGGAGGGUGGAAGCCGAACGGGUUCGCCUGGCGACGAAGGGUUGUUUCGUGCCGCUACUGCGGUGGCUGCCAGGGGAUAGCAGAAACCCCGCCCCGAAGGGAAAGCGUCGCUGGUCGUCUUCCUCGCCUCCGUCAGUGCCGCCUGCUGCCCGCAACCCACCGCCUGGCGCAGAGAGUGAAACACAUGCGGCAAAAGACGUUGUUGAUAGUUUUGCGCACAACGACGGGCGCAGCGGGGUUCCUGCCGUGCGAGAUGUUUCCGUCAGCGCCGCGAUACCUCCGGAUCCCCUCACAGGCGGGGCGGAAGAGGAGAGCAGGAGCGAGACAGAUAUAGCUAGGAGGAGCGCUUGCACCGUUGGUGCCGAGGCAAGAGCUGGUGAAAAUGGAUGUUUGAAGGUAGUGGCAACGAGUGAGUGCGGAGUUGGGAGCGCAGGGAUACCUGUGGGUGGGGUUAGUAGUGGUGAUGAUGGUGAUGGUGACACGGAUAAGCCCUCGAUCGUCCCGGGGGAACUACGACAGGAGGGUAUUGUCGAUGAAGAGAGGAGCGUGGCCCCAAGCGUUUGCUAUGACGAUGAUUUCGAAGAAGACGCUGAGGGUUACUCUUUGAGCGACUCGGAGACGAGCGGCGAAGGUGGUAGCGCUGACUUCGGGGAGUGCCUGAACGGAAGUAUCAGCAGCGACGAUGCGAAAGACGCACGCCGGGACCAAGGCGUCGCCCAUACAACAGAGGAGGAAGGCGCUGCCAUCUCUUGUGGCGAGGGGAGACAAAACCCCGUUGUCGGAGGCAACAACGUGCUGACGGAGCACCAAAGACAGCAACAGCUGGUGGAGGAGCGGGAGACCGUGGCCGCAACGGCGGCGCUACGGAUACAAAGGCGUGAGAUUUCGGAGAAUGUCGACCUACGUCAACAGCAAGAGGCGGAGCCGGAUCCAGAAUUGGCAGGCGUUGGUGUCUGCCGUGGGACCGCGAGGCAAGGAGAGGAGGAGAUUCUGGCCGUGUCCUCAGAAUUUGACUCGGCAGAGGCGGCAACGAGGAGCGACCGCAGCGCAAGAACGAUCCAGAAGGCCGUCAGGAGACGGCUUUCCUCGGGAAAUACAACCAGCAAAGCCGACGGGUUGCCUGCGAUGGAAAUAAAAGGCCAGCCGAAGACCCUUGAAGAAGAAGCUCAGGGGCAGCCGGACGCAGGAAAGAGAGGUGACGGCCCGGGAGCGGUGCUAGUCAAUCGCUGCGGCUCUGGUGAUGGUUCUUUUAUCCCCUCGCAACAAGCACCAGUGGUGGCGGCGGAAUCGUCUUCCCCUGUUGUCCGAGCUGGUGAUGAACUCGACUCCCCGUCCUCCCCUGCUGCUGUUGAUGGGACUCCUUCGUCGACUCCAGCAUCAGGAGCCGACGGUCUUGACGCUAGGUUAAGCGACGCUGACGGCAAAAACAAUCGACCGGAUGUCGCCGAAUCUGCGUUCGUGGAGGCUGGUCUGCCGUCCACCAGUCUUCCUUCGGAAGAUUCCGCAGAGAGUGAAACUGCUGAUGAUGCUGCCGGUGGUGAUCUCUCCCAAACACUACAGCAUCCCCGAGAAGGGAGCAAUUUUCAACCGGAAGGCGCGAGUUCGUGGUCGCCGCUGCCAUCCCCGACAACACCCCGGCCGGAAGCAGCGGAAAGAGGCCAACAGGAGAACGACCAUCAGCCACGGCAAGUGGAAGGGGGCGGAGAAGCCGCCGUCUCUUUGCCCCCGUCUUCCGCCACCGCUUGCCCACCCACCCUCGGUCCAACAGUGGACGUCUUCGUCGGCUUGCUGCCGGUGGACACGGACACGUCAGCGGACGCGAUGAUGACCACCGUCGGCGGUACCCACGCCGGGGGCGGGGCUGAAUCGCUAGGGUUUUCGGCCGUCGGUCUGUCUCCCGUUCCUGAGCGCCAAGCGCUGGUGGCGGUGGCCGCGUCGGCGUCGGAGUAUGGAUCGGAAGAUCCCGACUUCGACGCCCUCUCAUCGAGUCCAGGCGGCAGCAGCAGGGGUGGCGUCAGCAGGGGGGAGGAGGAGAACGCCGGUGUUGCGGCACGAGUGGCAACAAGAAGUUCCGUUGUCACCACCGGAGAGAAAGUAGAGGAACCGACCGAAAGCCGAGGGGUUGAGAGAGUCGCUGCCCCUGUCGCUGCUGCUGUUGCCGGUGCCGCCACGGAAAAGAACCUAGCGGGAGACAUUGAACCGGUUAGUUUAGCGGCAGCAGAGGUGGCAACAACAAAGGAGGUGGAACGAGGCGGUACUCAAUGUACGGAGGACGGCUCUGACAAUUCCUCCAUCGUGUCGCUGAGCGUGUCGAGCGGUAGUUGA
Ectocarpus siliculosus is the source of this 3741-nucleotide messenger RNA. The record is from the annotation of a GenBank genome assembly. NCBI's taxonomy places the organism in Eukaryota, Phaeophyceae, Ectocarpales, Ectocarpaceae.